AUGGCGAAAAACGCGAAACCCGAAAACCAUACCUCAGACGAAGAAAUGCCGUCUGUCGAGGAAGAUCUCUAUAAGAUUCUAGGUGUUGCAUCCGAUGCAACCCCAGAAGCCAUUAAAACAGCAUACAAAAAAAGCGCACUGAGAAACCAUCCCGACAAAGUUAGCGAAGAAUCCCGCGCAGACGCCAACGCAAAGUUCCAACGAAUCGCACUAGCAUACGGAGUACUCUCCGACGAGCGUCGACGAAAUGUGUACGACCGGACCGGUAGCACGGACGAAGCCUUCGGCGAAGAUGGCGAUUUCAACUGGAUGGAUUUCUACCGCGAACAGCUGUCAGCAAUGCUCGACUCGCGGGCAAUCUCAGAUUUCCAGAAGAAAUACCAAAACUCAGACGAGGAGAAAAAGGAUCUGCUUGCCGCGUAUGAGACGCACCAGGGAAAUAUGGAUGCCAUCUACGAUACCGUGAUGUUGUCUAAUGUACUAGACGACGAUGAACGGUUCCGGGGUAUUAUCGAUCAAGCCAUUGCAGAUGGGGAAGUGGAGGACUUCGAGCGAUAUUCUGAGGAACCCGAGAAGAAGAAACAGCAACGUGUGAAGAAAGCGCAGAAGGAGGCGCGGGAGGCAGAGAAGUUGGGAAAAGAGAUUGAGGAUAAGAAAAAGAAGAAAGCUGGGUCGGCAAAGAGCUCGAAGGCUGCAACUAAGGAGGAUGAUCUUCUGGCUAUUAUCACUAAGCGCCAGCAGGAUCGUGGCGCAGGUUUCCUCGCUCGUUUAGAGGAGAAGUAUGCGCAACCUGGGAAGAAGCGUGGUGUCGAUGAUGAGCCUUCUGAGGAAGCAUUUGCUGCUGUUGGGGCUCGGAAGGGGACAAAGCCUAAGUCGAAGAGGGCUAAGGCUUGA
This is a messenger RNA of Penicillium vulpinum, 894 nucleotides long. Its product is annotated as DnaJ domain protein. Gene Ontology annotation, molecular function: heat shock protein binding. Gene Ontology annotation, cellular component: nucleus; cytoplasm. The transcript has 2 exons. Bases 1 to 894 code for a protein of 297 amino acids. NCBI's taxonomy places the organism in Eukaryota, Fungi, Ascomycota, Eurotiomycetes, Eurotiales, Aspergillaceae. The record is from RefSeq and is a predicted model, not a curated record.